AUGUCGGUAUCGCGGCGCAAAUCGGGGGUGUACCCCGAAGGGCGGUCCAAUCGUUGGGGCAGGCGGAGGGGCAGCGGCAGCAUGCGGCCUCCACCCGCGCCGUUCUCGUUACGAGCGAUGACGCCGGCGGCAGCACCCCAAACACAAGCUCCAACGCAAACACAAGCACCACCGCCAUCAGCGAUUGCGGUGAUCGUACAGAACUACAGCAAGGCGGGCGGGGGCGGCGGGGCGGGCGGCGGAACGGGCGGGCUGCCGAACCGGGCGUGCCAUUCCAGCAGCUGCUGGCGGAGAUACUGGGGCCUGACGAGGGUGGCGCGGGCGGCCACGAGGAGGACGUGUGCUACCAACUAUAAGGUCCUCCAGGUUGUUACUAGUGCCGGCCUCACGGUCCUGCUGGCGCAGGAUGAGGAGGACCGUUGCGGGGACUUCCGCGGCUGCGUAAAUUGUAAUAACCAUUUCUUUCCGAUGUUGGUGUUGGGUGCAGUGGCACGUGACUGCUGCUGUUUUCCUUCUGCUGGGCUGCCGCAAGGGGAAUCUCCCGCGUCUGACUUCAGCAUGGACGGGUCGAUCCGCAAGAACCUGCCCAAAUUUGAUCCGCGCACGAUACGCUUCAGUCUGUCGGACACGGAGAGCGCGGCGCUGGUGGCAGUAAACAUCUUUAUCAUCUUGGCACGGAUUGUCGCCGCCGAAAGGAGGACGAGGCAUCUUCCCGGCAUCAGAAGCAUCGCGGAUCAUUUCACUGCUGCGCAGCAGGGCCUGGCAAAGAUUUGGGGCGUCAUGAUGGCCUCGUGGGAGUCGUUGCCGGUCAUGCGUGAGAAGGCGGAGGGACGUACGCAGGGGAAGCUGGAUGGACUGUACAUGUUUGCCGUCUGCUGCGUCGUGGAUACGCUCAAGCGCCCCGUUGAGCAGAUGAGCCAGAUCGCGGAACAGGCGGUCGCUGGGAUUGUGCUGAGCUUGGUGGCGGUGGCUUCGGCGGACGGCGAGUCGCCGCUCGUCCAGGAGCUGCUCAACGAUCGCGUUUUCUCGCCGGCGCUGGCGAUGGUCUCGGAUGAAGGGACCUGGAAGCUGCUGAGGCAUGAUAUGCAGGUCGUCCUGUUAAGGCUCAUACUCGACAUCACGCAGGAGCGCACAGUGGUCACCAAGGCGAGGGAAGCGCUGAAUGCUACCACCGGCGGAGAAUGGAAAUGCAAGGACGCCGCGCUGGACAAGAAAUUGAGAGCGGUUCCACUACCGGUGCAAGAAGAGGUGGCAGUCGACGACGGUUACGGUCCUAGGAAGCGUCGGAGGCUCGUCCAGGAUGAGAUAUCUACUCCAGAGGAAUUGACGAAGUCGCUCGUACAGCGCCACCGUGAUGGCUUCGGUAAAACAUCCGAAAGUGAUCGCUGCACAACCGUUCACACCAUGGGACUCGUUGCAUGUGCGUCCGCCGGUGAUCUGGAGCGGACCGGAGCAGAGGGGGAGUACGUGUACAGAUGUGGCUUCUGUGACUCCGAUGCGCCAUAUCCCCGCCGGAAACGUGGCUUCGUGAGUGAAGCUGUGGCCCAGCUCCUGGAUGCUCUCGAAGCUAUCCACAAGAUGGAGAAAUUCGCGGAGUCCCCAGAGAUCAGGGCGUGGGGUGUUGAGACCGUCAGACGCAUGAUGAAUCAUACGCAGGAAGCGGCGCAUCUGAAUAUGGAAAUCUCCGUUAUGGGCGAGUGGUGUAUGGGACUGCUGCAAAGCGGGAGGAGGGAGCUGAGGAUUGCUGCUGGUCGGGCGUUGCCGUCGUUCUUGAACUUCUCGCACGACGCCGAUCUACUGUCGAAGAAUAAGACCAUCAUUUUGGAGGGACUCACAAUCCUGUCGACUGCCAAUGAUGGGCUUACGCCGGAAACAACAGUGCUUGCGUGGGGCCAGGUUGGAAGGGUGUCUGUGAAUCAGGAAUUGAAUAUGGUGCUUCUACGACUGAUUGAGUACCUGGGAUAUCCAAAUGACCUGGUGAUCGGUGCGGCACUGAAUGAGCUCGAUGCAUUGGUUCAAGCCCACGAGACCCAGCCACGGAGAUUGGUCACGCCUUUCUGGCGCACCGUCAGCGUAAUCGCAGUCAAGCAGCUCCAAACCAAGCCGCAGAUCGUGCAAACACUGAUCCAAUUCAUCUCGAUGGACCUGAACGAGUUCCUGACACACACGCAAGCCUACACACUGCCGUAUCUGGUCGUCCAGGGGGAAACCGAUGUCAUCCAAAAGAUUGCACAAGCGUCCGGGAAGGAUCGUAGCGUGCAGGUUACUUGCUACGAUAACAUUGCGUCGAUCUUGCCGGUAUUGCUUGUACAGGACGUCACCAACGUCGAGAAACAUGCUAUGCAGCAGCUCGAGGCUAUCUCGUCGGAGUUUAAGACAUCGAGUCUGGCGGAGCUGGUUAGGCCGGAUUCGUUGAUGAUUGCUGCUGAGCUUUUAAAGAUGGCCGGGGAAUGCCCGCUGGUAGAACAGGAGCAGAAGGAGAGAAUUCACAAAGCUCUCAAAAUCGUCUUCAAGUUGUCGUAUAGGCCGGAAGUUCAUACACCGGCAACCUCCAGCCGCAAGAUGAAACCACCGCCAAAUAUCGACUAUCUAGUGGACUUCUUUGAGACGCAUGUUCUUGGACUCUGCACGCUGUUCAGCGACACGUUGAAGAAUGCACAAGGAAAAUCCACCGACAUGGAGAAGAUCCGAUGUCUGAAGGCAAUCCAGGAGAUGCUCAAUCUCGCUUCCGGAUCGGUGACGAGUGCACUACCGCAGAUCUGUGCAUGCUGCCAGUCGGCGCUGGAGUCCGACGCUCUCCGCACGACCGCACUGAGGACUUGGUCGAUAAUGGUGGUGCACCUUGACGACGAGGACUUAGUCCCGCUGCUUUCGCAGACGUUUUCCAUCCUCUUGCGGUAUUGGUCGCUGUUUGAUGAUGAGGCAUGCGAAAUUGCCCGGAAUAUGAUUGCUCAGAUGUUUCAAGCUCGUGCUCCGGUGCUGGAGGAGUCGGUGGCGUUGAUACCUUCGUUCGCUUCAAUCCCCCUCCUGAGGAAGUUUGAAACCCGUUUGAAGAAAUGGCGUGAGGGUGUCCAGCCACAGAAGCGGCUACAUCAGCUUGCUCUCCGCUGCGGACACGAGAAUGUCAUCGUCGUGGAGUACGCGCUCGUCGAACUCAGGGACUGCAUCAAGGAGAAUCAGACUUUCAUUCACACCUCUGGAGGGAACCAGCAACCGGAUUCCGUGGUGACUGAGAUGAUACGGAGCCUCCUGGAUGUCAUCGUCACCUUCAAAGAUCCAGACCUACCGGCCAGGCCUCGAAUCGAACGGCUAUGUACGGAGUGUCUUGGCUUGAUUGGCGCCGUCAAUCCGAACAUUGUCGAGUCGAGCCGAGUCAAGGAGGAGAUGACGGUGCUUCACAAUUUCACGCGAGCGGACGAGAGCGCGGCAUUUGCCAUGUUCUUCCUCGAGAAGAUCGUGGGUGAAGCAGUUUCUCUCGUCGCAGGAUACGAAAUCGCAAGGCGUCCUGGCGCCACGAAUCAGAUAAAUCCUGUUCCGCGGAAGUCGCAGUCCACAAUCAAAUCGUCUGCGCAGAAACGAUGGGAUAACCUUCCGCCUGCGGCGCGAGAGACGCUGACGCCGUUCCUGAAGUCGAAGUAUUCAUUGAGCGGAGGGGUCCAGCGCGCGCCGUUCACUUACCCGCUGUUUAAGCCGGGCAUAACGUUCAGGGAAUGGCUGAUGACCAUCAUAACGGAGCUCCUGAUCUGCCGCGGGCAGGAUAUUUCCAUCUCGAAGUUUCUGUUUCCUGUCGCCGUGCUGCAUACGGCAAUCGCGGGCUCGGACGCGGAUAGGCAAAACAUCACGCAGGAGUUCCUCGCGGUGUUGAGGCAUAGGUGCGGGCCCUAUGAUACUACCAAGAUGAAGGAUACGCUGCGGCAGUGCAUCGAGGUCAUCUUCUCGGCGAUCGACCAUAUGACCAAGUGGCUUCGUGACAAGCGGCAGGACGACCUGAUCUCCAAGACGGCGGCUGCGAAACAGCAGAAUAGACACUACUCCCUGGAAGAUGAUUCUGAGCUGAAUCCUGCCAUCCGCCGUGUCCGCAGCAUCCUGGAUGCCAUACCUCCUGAGCUGAUGGGAAGACGGUCACUCGAGUUCAAAUCUUACGCCCGAUCUCUCCUCUACUGGGAGCAGCACAUCAGAGCUAAGAGGAACGAACUGCGGGAGGAUGAGAUGGAACCGCUGUAUCUGCCCACGUUGGACAUCGACCAGCAGAUCCUGGAGCAUCGCAAGGCUGGGAAGUGGACGGCGGUACAGAGCUGGCGCAUACGAGAUUGCUUCCGUUCGCGGUUGAAGCCUCGUGGGGUAACGGGGAACUGGACCGCGCUGGAUAAGUAUUUGUCGAAAUCCAACGAGCAUACGAACGGCACGUACGAUAUCCGCAUGGGUUACGCACUUUCGGAGCUCCGCAAGCAGAACAUGGAGGCGUUCGUCGAGUGGGUCAACAGCGCUCGAGAAACGGUUGCCACCACGAUGACGGAGUCGGCCACGGGAAGUAUCCGGCAGUCCCACACUUCCUCCGUUAGUGAGGGUCUGCACCGGCCGGAGUUCGAUGCGGGCGCGUUUACACGGUCCUCGAGAUACAUUCUGGCGGUGAGGAGGGCUGCACUGCAGCUCUCGGGAAAGAAUAUGACGGAUGAGAUCAUGUCGGCCUGGCUGAGCACUGCGAAGCUCGCGAGGAAAAAUGAUAAUACCCAGCAGGCGUAUAAUGCCGUACAUCAUGCUACGCUGCUGAAUCCGGCGCUGGCGACGAUAGAACAUGCAAAGCUCCUGUGGCAUGAGGGUCAACAUAAGAAUGCCAUACGCAAUCUCAAUGGUGCCAUCGCGAAGAAGAUCCUCGAGAUUGGAACCGAGGCACCACUGUCGCUCUCCAAAGCAAGCCUCGAGGCGCAGCCGCAGCCGCAGCAGAAUCAGAGGGUGGCGAGGGCCAAGCUGCUGCUCGCGAGGUGGCUCGAGGCCAGUGGUCAGACACAUUCGACGGCGCUGCUCCAGAAGUAUACCGACGCUACUCUGUGGUUUCAACGGUGGGAGAAGGCACAUUAUUACCUAGGACGCCACUACAAUAAGCUGUACGAGGCCGAAAAAGCUCUUCCACCGCAGCGACAGUCGUCAACUUUCCUGAGCGGUUCGCACGCAGUGCAUAUCGUGCGGAAUUACAUGCGCGCACUCGCGUUUGGCGCGAGAUACAUCUUUCAGACCAUGCCGAGGUUGCUCACCGUCUGGAUGGAUCUCGGUGAUGAGGUCAAGAGGCCAUUGGAUGCGGUUUACGGGACCGAGAAGUACAGGGAGCACAUAGAAAGGUUGAGGGCGAAGCAGCUUAAGGAUCUGCACAAGGCGACCGAGCGGUAUCAUCAGACUAAGCUGGGAGCAUGGAUGUUCUUCACUGCGCUGCCGCAGCUCAUGUCGCGGAUCAUCCAUUCGCACGAGAGGGUGUACGCGCAGAUCCAGACCAUCAUUGUCAAAGUGGUCAUGACGUAUCCGCAGCAGUCGAUGUGGUCUCUAAUGGCCGUGAUGAAGUCGACGUCUAAGGAACGUUCGCAGCGCGGCCAGCGGGUGCUGACGCAGUUGAGGGAAUCGCUGCCGAAAGGAAAAAUCCCCGCUGGUACCAUAGAUACGAAGCUGCUCAUCAAUGAAGCGCGGAAACUGACGGAUCAACUCCUGGACCUCUGUAACAUGGAGCUCAGCAACCGUUUGGCUCAUCUCAGUCUGAAGAAGGAUUUCAAAUUCCGCCACGAAGUGGCGCCGUGCCAGUUGGUACUUCCUACACAGGCGGUGCUCACUGUCACCCUCCCCUCGCCCACUGAUACGAUCGAGAGCCACGGACACUAUGCGUUUGCGGCGAACCCUCCAACGAUCAAGAGGUUCUUCGAUGACGUUCACAUCAUGGCCUCGCUGCAGAAGCCACGCAAGAUCAGUAUAGAGGGCACAGAUGGGCGGGUGUAUUCCUUCCUCUGCAAGCCCAAGGACGACCUCCGCAAGGACGCACGACUGAUGGAGUUCAACAACAUGAUCAACCGGUUCUUCAAGCGCGACGCCGAGUCCAGUCGGCGGAACCUCUACAUCCGCACAUACUCCUGGGUGAGCAACGUUCAGACGCUGCGUGACAUCCUGCUGUUCUACUACAAACAAAAGAACAUCCACAUAAACUACACGACCGCUCGCAAACUCCUCGACGAAGCCACAGGCGACAUAAAGGAUCCCAAGACCAGAAAGCCCCACAUAUUCUCCAACACGGUCCUCCCCGCGUACCCGCCCAUCUUCCACGAAUGGUUCCUCGAGAUGUUCUCCGAGCCGGCCGCCUGGUUCGCCGCACGGCUGCGCUACACGCGCACGUCAGCGGUGAUGUCCAUGACCGGCACGGUGCUCGGUCUCGGCGACCGCCACGGCGAAAACAUCCUGUUCGACCAGCUCAGUGGGGACACUGUGCACGUGGACUUCAACUGCCUCUUCGACAAAGGGCUCGGCUUCGAGAAGCCAGAGCGCGUGCCGUUCCGGCUGACGCAAAACAUGGUGGACGCCUUUGGCGUCACCGGCUACGAGGGCGUGUUCCGCAAGGCCUGCGAGAGCGCAAUGAGACUCCUGAGACACAACGAGGAAACUAUGAUGACCGUCCUCGAGGCGUUCAUUCACGACCCUAGCGUAGACAUGGUAAAGCGUACGGGAAGCUCGAAGAAGGCGGCGAAGGCUCCGGAUCUCCUCCCGUCCCCCGAGACCCCGAAGGAGAUCCUCGAGAGCAUACAGGCAAAGCUUAGGGGGCUUUGGGAAUCGGAUACCGUGCCGCUGAGCGUCGAGGGCCACGUCGAGGUGCUGAUCAAGAAGGCGACGGACCCCGGGAAUCUAUGCGCGAUGUAUAUUGGGUGGUGUCCCAUGUUUUGA
This is a messenger RNA of Tricharina praecox, 6912 nucleotides long. RefSeq lists its product as uncharacterized. The record is from RefSeq and is a predicted model, not a curated record. Lineage: Eukaryota; Fungi; Ascomycota; Pezizomycetes; Pezizales; Pyronemataceae. Gene Ontology annotation, cellular component: nucleus. Gene Ontology annotation, biological process: telomere maintenance; protein phosphorylation; DNA damage checkpoint signaling. Gene Ontology annotation, molecular function: protein serine/threonine kinase activity; protein binding. The coding region runs from base 1 to 6912 and encodes 2303 amino acids. The transcript is spliced from 16 exons.